AAGAGAAAUUACAUAAAAGUUCUACAAAUAAUUGCAAAUUUUAUUUAAAGUUUCGCUUAAGAAUGCUUAGAAAAAUGAGCUAAAAAUUUCGCCCAGUAUUGACAGUUUAUGAGACGAAGUGUUUUUACUUUAAAAUUCAAGUUUGUAGUGUGAAACAUUUGAGUACGCAGCAUUGGAAUCAACACAUCUGAAUACUUGUACCUCAAAAAUAAUUGAAAAUGUCACAAUUCCAGAGUGGCCAUGGAGAAUAUGUCUGGGUCAAAACUCAAAACAACAACAGUGAAUUCUCGGUACCUUUCGGGGCACGAAUUAUACGAACAGACAAAUCAAAAACUUUAAUCUGCAAAGAUGACGACGUACAGUUUUGGGUACCCUCCUGUGAUAUUGUGAAAGCAAUGCACUUGACAUCACAAAAUGGAGUUGAUGAUAUGAUCACAUUGGGAGAUCUACAAGAAUAUGCCAUUUUACGAAAUUUAGAAAUGCGUUAUAAAAAAAAACAAAUUUAUACUUACACUGGUUCAAUGUUGGUUGCCAUAAAUCCCUAUCAAGUUCUGCCUAUCUAUACAAAGCGUGAAAUUAAUUUAUAUCGGAACAAGAAAAUCAACGAACUACCUCCUCAUAUUUUUGCGAUUAGUGAUAAUGCAUUCCAGGAAAUGAAACGUGAUAAAGCAAAUCAAUGCAUAGUCAUCAGUGGUGAAUCUGGUGCUGGCAAGACCGAGAGCACAAAACUCAUACUACAGUACUUGGCUGCUAUUAGUGGCAAACAUUCCUGGAUAGAACAACAAAUCAUUGAAGCCAAUCCGAUAAUGGAGGCGUUUGGUAACGCCAAAACUGUACGCAAUGAUAACUCCUCUCGCUUUGGUAAAUACAUCGAUAUUAGAUUCACUGCUGAGGGCAGUAUACAGAGUGCCAAAAUCGAGCAAUAUUUAUUAGAAAAGUCGCGCAUUGUCUCACAAAACCGGGAUGAAAGAAACUAUCACAUAUUCUAUUGUAUGUUAGCUGGUUUAAGUAAAGAAGAGCGCAAUAAACUGGAACUCUUGGAGACAUCCCCAACCAAGUACUUUUAUCUGGCGCAAGGUGGCAGUGGAAACUUAGCCGGUAAAAAUGAUGCCAAAGAUUUUAUUGAUAUGCGCGCGGCUAUGCAAGUACUAUCCUUUAAACCGGAAGAGUCGUGGUGUAUAUUUAGUCUACUCGCGGCGAUUUUACACUUAGGAAAUAUGUAUUUUAAGGCUAUUGUUGUACAAAAUAUGGACGCUGCCGAAGUUGAUGAUGAACUCAAUUUGAACAGGGUUGCUAAACUAUUAGGAAUAAAAAAGGAUUCACUAUCUGCUGCACUUACGCAAAGAACUAUUUUCGUUCACGGUGAACAUGUAGUCACAAGUUUAUCAAAGGAAACAGCUAUUGAGGGUCGCGAUGCAUUUGUGAAAUCUCUAUAUGGCGGAAUAUUCAUCAGAAUUGUACAACGCAUAAAUGAGACCAUCAAUAAGCAGACGGGCAAGUUUGUCAAUUCUAUUGGAGUGCUAGACAUUUUCGGAUUCGAAAACUUUGAUAAUAAUAGUUUCGAACAAUUGUGCAUAAACUAUGCUAAUGAAAAUCUACAACAGUUUUUCGUUAAACAUAUUUUCAAGAUGGAACAAGCAGAGUAUAAAAACGAGGGCAUAAACUGGCAGCACAUUGAAUUUCAAGACAAUCAAGAAAUACUCGACUUAAUCGGUAUGAAAUCCGUAAAUAUAAUGUCACUUAUUGAUGAAGAGUCUAAAUUCCCUAAAGGCACUGACUACACGUUACUGGAAAAACUCCAUGUUCAGCACGGAAAUCGUUCCAUAUAUGUCAAGCCCAAAUCAAACCAACCUUCGUUAUUUGGCAUACGUCAUUAUGCUGGAGUGGUUAUGUACAACCCACAUGGAUUUUUGGAGAAGAAUCGUGAUGCAUUCAGCACUGAUUUGCGUGAUGUUAUAAGCAAAUCUACAAAUAAAUUUUUAGUUGGUAUAUUUCCGACAGAUGUGCCGAGUGAUACUACAAAGAAACAAGUCACUCUGUCAGUUAAAUUCCGAAACUCCUUAGAUUUGCUCAUGCGUACUCUUUCAUCCGCUCAUCCGUUCUUCAUAAGAUGCAUCAAACCGAAUGAGUUCAAGAAACCAAACCAAUUCGACAAAGAUCUGUGCGUGCGUCAACUACGUUACUCUGGAAUGAUGGAAACAGCGCGGAUCCGUCGCGCAGGUUAUCCAAUACGUCAUACAUAUAAAGAUUUCGCAGAGAGAUAUCGUUUACUACUACCAGGCAAGAGUCCAAUUAAUCAAAAUAAUUAUCGUAGUGUUACUGAAGAAAUUUGCAAAAAACUACUGCCAAAGAAUUCAGAUCACCAGUUCGGCCGCUUAAAGGUAUUUCUUAAAGAUUGUGACGAUAACUAUUUAGAGACCGAACGAUCACGUAAAAUACUAAAAUCGAUUAUAACAUUGCAACGUGGUUUCCGAAAAGUAUUAUUCAUGCGCUACCUACGCAAAUAUCGUCAAGCAGUGGUCACAAUACAAAAGACCUGGCGCGGUCACAAGCAAAGACGUGACUUUAAGGUAAUGCAACGGGGUUUCCAUCGUCUCGCAGCAUGUGUAGCAGCGCAAGAACUAACAUAUCGCUUUUCCUUGUUGCGUAUACGUAUUACCAAACUACAGUCUUAUUGUCGUGGUCGUUUAGUGCGACAACAAUUCCAAGCAAAACAUGGUGAACGUCUGAUGAAACUACGCGAAUUGCAUCAAUUGCGCAGGAUGGAAGAACAAAAACUUAAACAAACUGGAGACAGACAUUGGCAAGCUACAGCUGAGGCCAAUCAUCAACGACGAUUGCAAGCCUUAAAUGGCGUUGCAGUUAAUGGCAGUACCGCAACAGUAAAUGGUAAAGAAGCAUUACCUAAUAAUCAUAGUAGCAAUGGUAACAGUAGCAAUAUAGAGAAUAUCGAUAACAACAACUACAUAGACGUGGAGUCAUCAAAACAAAUUGUGGAUGAUGUUUUUGGAUUUUUGGAUGAUGCUGAUCCCCUACGAAAGGCAAUUUCGACUGGCGGUACUAUACGUAUGCCAAAGCCCAAAGCAACGCAACUGGACAUAUCGGAGUACAGCUUUGCCAAGUUUGCUGCUACGUAUUUCAAUUCUACUGUUUCUGGACAUUACAGCAAGAAACCACUGAAAAAAUCGCUUCUGGAUCAUGACUUGCCAAUCGACGAAAUUGCGGCACAGGUCAUUUGGGUAAUGAUAUUACGUUUCAUGGGUGAUAUGGCUGAAGCGAAAUACGACGAGGACUUUGAAGCUGAUCCUGUUGCUGAUCAUAACAAAUUUGGGACUAUUAAAUCUAGCGUUAUGCAGCGUUUGACACAAAAUCUUUCCAAGAGUGUUGUGCAGAAUAAGGAAUUUCAGGAUGCGCUUCAGUCAAUGGGUGAAACAAAUCAUCAACGUCUCAUACGUAAAACUUUGAAACGAAAAACAAAGCUACCAGAUGUGCUGCGCAAGGCUUUGGACAAUAGCGAGGAGCUCGAAUAUUAUCAGCAAGUGAUCACUAUACGAAAUAGCAACUUGGAUAAAUUACAUUUUAUAAUUGGACAUGGCAUAUUGAGACCAAAUCUAAGAGAUGAAAUUUUAUCACAAAUCUGUAAGCAACUUUCCAAUAAUCCUUACCGAACAUCUUUUGCUAAGGGUUGGAUAUUGCUGUCGCUUUGCAUUGGGUGCUUUCCACCAAGUAAGCGCUUCGAAAACUACUUACGUUGCUUUAUACGUAAUGGUCCAACACUAUUUGCUCCAUAUUGUGAAAACCGUUUAGAUCGCACGAUGAAGAAUGGGCCACGCACACAACCACCCUCUUGGCUGGAGUUACAAGCGACACGUAAUAAAUCACCUAUUGCUCUGCAAGUUUACCUUAUGGAUGGGAAUGUGAAAAAGCUCCAAGUGGACUCAGCAUCUACAGCUAAAGAAGCCAUCCACCAGCUAGCCGAACACAUGGGUUUGAUUGAUUAUUUUGGUUUUUCAAUUGUAGUUUCACUAUAUGACAAGGUUAUGUCUUUGGGUAAUGGACGUGAACACAUACUAGACGCUAUUUCUAAUUGUGAACAGUACACGAAAGAGCAAGGACAUAAUGAAAGAAAGGCACCUUGGAAACUUUAUAUGCGAAAAGAAAUGUUUUCAACGUGGUACGAUCCAGCACUAGAUCAGUUAUCAACUCAUUUAAUAUACAAGCAGAUCGCCCGUGGCUUAAAUUAUGGGGAGUACCGAUGUCGCAAUGAAAAGGACAUUGCAAUGAUUUGUGCAUUGGAGUAUUAUGCGGAAAAUGGCGCAAUUUUAGAUGACUCAAUCUUACGUAAAUUGAUUCCAGAUAUAGUACCCAAAGACUUGUUGUCAACCGGAGAAAAAGCUAUGAAAAUGUGGGAGUCGCUGAUAAGAGAAACUUUUCUAAGUAAUGAAUAUGUCAAAACACGUGCACCACAAUACCAAGCCAAAGAAGACAUCUGCUUAUUUGCACAAAUCGCUUGGCCAAUGAUGUUCUCACGUUUCUUUGAAGCUGUAUUAACUACUGGACCGAAAUUGACGACUGACAGUUUAGUCAUUGCAAUAAACUCCAAUGGGGUAUAUUUCAUAGACGAAACUGAACAGGUGCUUGCCGAGCUGUGCUACGCCGAAAUAGCCACCGUAUAUGCGGUCUCCGAUGAAGGUACGAAUAUUGCGGAACUACACUUAGAUACAGUGCAAAAUGAGGACUUUGUGUUUAAGUGUUAUGAGUCAUACGAUGUCGCGGUGCUCAUAAAUUAUAUGUUGGAUAAUCUGAAACUACGCUCUAAGUAUGGUAUAGCAAUUCAAAACUAUCAACCAAGUGAAUUAGAAGCAGACACUCACCUACGUUUGGAGAAAGGAGAUUUGGUACAGUUUGAUACUGGCGUAACUGGUGCUGAAGUAUUAGAUGUGUGUAAUCAAGUUGCUUACGGCACUUGCAACGGUGAGAAGGGUUUGUUCCUUACAAAGGUGGUAAACGUGUUGGCAACCUUAGCGAGACCAACAAAAAAAAUUGUACAGAUCUAUAAGGAUAGCAUGGAGCAUGAGAAAGAAAGAAAAUUUAAAACUGCAACCAUUUACAAUACCGUACAGAGACAGCGUAUGCACACGUUGCAAAAAUUUGCAAAGGAACAUUUCAGGGUAACAAUACAAGCACAAUUGGGGCAUAUGCAUACAGCUAGAGCAAAGGACGAGGAACUUUGGCGUCAUUCUCGAGAUUUGUUAAAAGCUCCACUACUUAAACAAUUACAACAAAAAUCAGAACUAUUUGAGCAGGCAGUUCUUAUGUUUCAGAAUGUGCUAAGAUACAUGGGUGAUAUACCACAUGGUAAACAAACUGUCAAUACCGAUCUAAUAUUCGCGCCGGCCUUGACUGACGAGAGUCUAAGAGAUGAACUUUAUUGCCAGCUUAUGAAACAGCUAACCGAUAAUCGCAUGCAGCACAGCGAAGAACGUGGUUGGGACUUGUUGUAUUUGGCUACAGGAGUGUUUUUUCCGUCCAGCUUAGUUAUAAGGGAGCUGUAUGAGUUUUUGCGUAGCAGACCACAUGUACUUGCUGCGGAGUGUUUGAAGCGCAUUAAGCGCACACUUACAAAUGGGCAACGACUUUUUCCUCCUUACAUCGUUGAAGUCGAAGGUAUACAACAUCGUUGCAUGCACAUAUAUCAUAAGAUUUAUUUUCCAGACAAUACUGUGGAAGCCUUUGAAAUUGAGUCUUUUACACGAGGUGCUGAUUUAUCACAAAGCAUUGCUAACCGUUUAGACUUAAGGUCACGCGAAGGAUUCAGUAUAUUUGUUAAAAUUAGUGAUAAAGCCUUCUCUGUUCCAGAGAAUGUGUUUAUAUUUGACUUCCUCAGCGAACUGAUGCAAUGGGUAAAAUUGAACAUGCCUACGCGCAACUCAGAAACACAAAUCAGUUGCCAGUAUCAGCUUUAUUUUAUGAAGAAACUAUGGUUAAACACAGUUCCAGGCAAGGAUAAGAAUGCUGAUAUGAUUUUCUACUACCCACAAGAACUACCGAAGUAUCUGAACGGCUACUACAAGAUCAGCAAAGAACUGGCUAUCAAAAUCGCUGCAUUAAUUUACAAAGCCGAUCAUGGUGAUAUGCUGGCACCAUUACAGCGUAUACAUGACGUGUUGCCACAUCUGGUACCUGAAGACGUUAUUCCCUUAAUGAAAUCUCAAGAAUGGAAGCAACAAAUUUCCAACAAUAUAAAAGUACUAAAUGACCUCAACUUGAACGAAACUCAAGCUAAGCACAACUUCUUAACGCUUUUAGAACAGCAGAAAAUGUUUGGUUCAACAUUCUUUCUGGUGAACCAAACGAAUACACAGAGCUUACCAGAGACUAUAUUGGUUGCUAUUAACCGUCACGGAUUCCACAUAAUCGAUGUUGAGACGAAGAAUAUCUUGCAAUCUCAUGAUUACAAUGAGCUUAGCUUCUGGAGUUCUGGUAAUACAUAUUUCCAUAUUCAUUUCGGUAAUAUGAUUGGAGCUGAUAAGUUAUUAUGCAGCACUACCCAUGGCUACAAAAUUGAUGAUUUACUUACCUCAUAUAUUAAAUACUUUUCCGAAAAAUCACAAAAAUAAAAUUAAAUUUUAUCUUUAA
Messenger RNA from Teleopsis dalmanni, 6639 nucleotides. Its product is annotated as unconventional myosin-VIIa. NCBI's taxonomy places the organism in Eukaryota, Metazoa, Arthropoda, Insecta, Diptera, Diopsidae. The transcript has 15 exons. Bases 219 to 6620 code for a protein of 2133 amino acids. Gene Ontology annotation, cellular component: microvillus; vesicle; cytoplasm. Gene Ontology annotation, biological process: actin filament organization; sensory organ development; vesicle transport along actin filament. The record is from RefSeq and is a predicted model, not a curated record. Gene Ontology annotation, molecular function: microfilament motor activity; ATP binding; actin filament binding.